AUGUAAGAAAAAGGGGUAUAAAUACAAAUAAAAAUAAAAGCAGAAAGAUAAAAUAAAAAAGAUCAAAAAAGAGGUCAAGUAUUUGUUACUAACAAAAUUAAUAUAAACAAAAAAGUCAAAAGAUUUUUAUUAAGAAAAAAGAAAUAUAAGAAAUAAAUAAAAAUGGCUAAAGGUCAAGCUGUUGGUAUUAAUAAGGGUUUCAUUACUACUUAAUUAGAAAAGAAGCUUUAAAAGCACUCUGCUGUCUAAAGAAAGGGUAAACUUGGUAAGAGAGUUGCUUUAGUUAGACAAGUCAUUAGAGAAGUCACUGGUUUCGCUCCUUAUGAAAAGAGAAUUAUCGAACUCAUUAAGGCUGGUUCUGCCAAGGACUCCAAGAAGGCCACUAAGAUUGCCAGAAAGAGACUUGGUACCCACAGAAGAGCUAAGGUGAAAAAAGCUUUACUCGAAGAAGCUGUCAGAGCCCAAAGAAAGAAAUGA
Tetrahymena thermophila SB210 is the source of this 477-nucleotide messenger RNA. RefSeq names its product 60S ribosomal protein L36. Gene Ontology annotation, molecular function: structural constituent of ribosome. The transcript has a single exon. Gene Ontology annotation, cellular component: cytosolic large ribosomal subunit; ribosome. The record is from RefSeq and is a predicted model, not a curated record. NCBI's taxonomy places the organism in Eukaryota, Ciliophora, Oligohymenophorea, Hymenostomatida, Tetrahymenidae. Gene Ontology annotation, biological process: cytoplasmic translation.